Molecule: messenger RNA, 1337 nt
Organism: Copidosoma floridanum
Lineage: Eukaryota; Metazoa; Arthropoda; Insecta; Hymenoptera; Encyrtidae
Source: RefSeq, a predicted model, not a curated record
UCGGCAUUUCCAUCAUUUUCCUUUAACCAUGAACGUAUUUCUAAUCUAAUCAUCGCAAUCAUCAUUCCUUCAGAUUAUCGGUACAUUAUUUAGAUGAUAGAAAAAAGGCGAAUCAAUCCAUAAGUGUGACUUAACACGCGGACGGGCAGAAGACUAUUGCGCGAGGAGCAUUGAUUGUGGGUUCAACUUUUAUUGUUUUUUGCAUGAUCGUUGCGCGGUUGUUGCAGCCACGCUGCUGCUGCGUAUUAUUGUUGCUGUCUGACUCUGGCCGUGGCUGCUUCUAUCAAACCAGGAGGACUCGAUUUUCCUGCAGGACACAGGAGGAAGGUGUACGUGGACACCUAAAAGGAUCAUGGCAGGCUCUACGAAAGACGAGCCGCUUUCCAAACAGGAGCAAGAGGAAGAGGAAAUGAGACACGAGCUCUCUAAUGCUGGUCUUUUUGAAGAAAACAUGAACAUCAAUGAGAUGAGAGACCUCAUGAAAGCCCUGAAUGCAUCGAAAAUAGAAAUGAAUGAAUCAAAAACAGAAAUAAACGUUCGAACGUCUCCGAUUUUAUCGUCUGCUGCUUCAAAGCCACAAAUUUCACCAGAAACUACCAAAACAAUUUUACACAGGCCUCUUCCUAGUUUUUCUUAUCGAAACAUUGUACUUGCUAGUGAUACAACAGUAGCAGGGCCUGCUUAUGAAUUGUUAAAAAAAGGAAAGACUUCUGAAUCUGUGUAUGAUGAGUCCUUCGAAACGAGUAUAAACCAGACUGAUAGCCCUAGUAAUGAAUCCACCCACGAAAAAAAUUCUUUUUUCAAUUCAGAUGAUUCUCCAUCGUUGAACUGUAGGUCUGGUUCAAAAGGCAAUAAUGAUGGCCCAAGACUAAGAUCUCACGGAAAAAAACCGACACCAACUAUGGUUAAAAAAAUGAAUUUGGACAAAUUUAAAAUAAACGAGUUCAUUUUUGAUGAAAAUUUCAAAAUACCAAAGGAGAUGGAACAGGCAAAUUUAAAAAUAAACCCAAAUUGCUUUGAUGAUGAAUACUUGAAUUCGGAAAAGUUUCAAGAAAUGUUGGAGCACAUGUGUAAAGAAAUGGACAAACUUCACGACCAGUUCGUCGAUGCAGAAGUAACAAAAAUUAUUGAGAAUCAAAAGUCACAAUGGGGGGCACCCAUCAAGGUGGGUACCUCCAAACAAACGCAUCUUUAUUUAAAAUAGUUAAAAACGUGUUCUAAAGAAACAAAAACUACUAUUAAGAUUCAAAAUUAAAUUAAAAAAAAUAAAAUUAAUUUAUGAAGAUUCACGUUUUAACAUAUUAUAAGCUUUAAUAGUCCACAUCGUGGAGUACAAC